AUGGGGUCUUCUCUCAACUUUGCCAAGACUAUUCUCAUCCCCGCUUCCAUUGCGUUGUCUGUCUAUAUAUUGUUUUCAUGCCUGAUCAUCCCAUUCUUCCGGCGCUACCAUCAACGGUAUUCGCAAUAUCUCCCGAUGCACACCAUUUCCGCUCACACGCUUUCCCUACGUGAUCGUAUGGCCGAUGCCAUCAUGCGCCUCUUUCUUCCAUCCUCCUGGAGACGAGAUGCGCACAUACCAGACAAUGACAAUAUCAGCAUUGAUGAGGAGGAAGGAGAGCUGAUGGUCGGUAUGAACAUGAGUGCGGCCCGGCGGGAGGCGCUCGAGCGGCACCGCAGUACACCCGCAGAGGCGGUAAGCCGACUAAGUCGGGAACUAGAAGAAGGGUUUAUGGACGACAGUGAUGAAGACGAUACAGAAGAAAGAGGCGGUCGUCAUCGGCUCUGA
This is a messenger RNA of Penicillium macrosclerotiorum, 447 nucleotides long. RefSeq lists its product as uncharacterized. Lineage: Eukaryota; Fungi; Ascomycota; Eurotiomycetes; Eurotiales; Aspergillaceae. The record is from RefSeq and is a predicted model, not a curated record. The coding region runs from base 1 to 447 and encodes 148 amino acids. The transcript has 2 exons.